Messenger RNA from Capra hircus (goat), 1184 nucleotides. Its product is annotated as protein ANKUB1. Gene Ontology annotation, molecular function: protein binding. Lineage: Eukaryota; Metazoa; Chordata; Mammalia; Artiodactyla; Bovidae. The record is from RefSeq and is a predicted model, not a curated record.
GCACAACACUUCGCUUGGAUGUCUGGGACGGAUGGAAGGAGUUUCUGAUGGGUUGUCUCCUUGGACAAAAACUUCAAGUUCAACGCUAUUUAUCAAAUGAAGGACCAGUCCUCAAGUAUCAGAAAAGGGUCGCCCUGUACAUCGCCGCCUUUUAUGGGUACAUUGAGCUCACUGAAUGGGCCCUGAAACAGGGUGUGCGGCCCCAUGAGACAGUCGGCGUGCACCCCUACCGAGCAUGGUGCCAGGAAGCCCUGCACACAGAAGUCUCUAAAUGCCCCAUUCAUGCAGCCGCGGAAGCUGGCCAACUGUUGAUUCUGAAGGCCUUUGUCAAUUGCAGCGUGCUGUGCCUGGAUUGCAAAAACGCAGCAGGACAAACUCCUCUGACCAUUGCGUGCAAACACAAGCAUAAAGACUGCGUGUUGUAUUUACUGAGUAAAAUGUGGUCCACGGUUUCUUUUCUGAAAAUCUCAGUCUCCAUGAGGAUUUAUAUUAAGAUAAAACAAUGGGUACUCAGAGCUCAGAGUCACAACCUGAAUAAAGGCCAGCUUUGUGGGGCAAGGGUCUUGGGGGCAAAAGUUGGAGAUGUUGUGAUGGUGGAUGGUUUCACCAAACCCAAAAUGACCUCCAAGAGCUGGCAGAAAGCUAUGGACAAGAACUCACAAGGAGGCACUGAGAGCAAACUGCCGCCCCUUGAGGAGCAAACUGUGAGCAGGAAACUUGCCCAUCCUUUGGCAAUUGCACAGCAGGACACAAGAGAAGAGACAGUCAAAUUUCCUCCACUGGUAGAUGCAAACGCAUUCUCUGAAUUACAAAAAAGACAACAAAGCCGAAAAAAAAUUACUGCCGCAACUAGGAAAAAAGAAAAGCUCAUAAAAAAUACAUAUAUGCCCCAAGUCCCUCUCCCUCCAAUUUCAAGAGUGGGCUAUUCACACCCAUCUUUUUACUAUGCAACUCCCAGUGCUGACGUUUUACUCAGAUCUUCCUUCGCGUCUUUCUCAGAGCAUAGUGGGAGGACUCCAAGGGACAACGCCAUCUACUGCUUAGCUGUGGCCAGUGCCUUUAAAGAGAAACGAUGGCUUCAGCAGUUAGGAAUAGCAAGAGUCCUAGCGAAAAAGAGCAUUUCUAAUCUGACUAUCCAAGGAGGCUUGACAGCAUGUGAAAAUCCUCCAGAAAUUGUGCUUUGA